CCGGUCAUCACCAUCCUUCCCCCUCCCUUUCUCUCAAAAAAACUUCUCUCUCUCUCUAGCCCAGCCAGGAAUGGAGAAGGCGUCGCCGGAGCUGGACCUGGACAAGCUGAGGGCGAUUAAGGUCCUGGGCAAGGGCGCCAUGGGCACCGUUUUUUUGGUCCACGACCAGGCAGCUGACCCUUCUGCCAGCUGCCCGUUUGCCCUGAAAGUGGUCGAGAAAUCCUUCCUCCACACCAAACUCGACGCCGACCGUCGCGCACGGUGGGAGAUAUCCGUUCUCCGCCGCCUCAACGACCCGACCCACCCGUUCCUCCCCACCCUCAUCGGAUCCUUAGAAUCUGACGAGUUCUUCGCCUGGGCCGUCCCCUUCUGCCCCGGCGGGGACCUCAACGUCUUGCGCUACCGCCAGAACGAUCGCGUCUUCUCGCCCACAGUCAUACGCUUCUACGUCGCCGAGAUCGUUUGCGCGCUCGAACAUCUACACAAAAUGGGUAUUGCCUACCGAGAUCUCAAGCCGGAGAAUGUGUUGAUUCAACAUUCCGGCCACAUCACCCUUACGGACUUCGACCUUUCCCGGAAUCUGACGCCGAGGACGAUGAAGACCCUCAUCGCCGUGGAACCCGUCGAAGCCGAGAUCCCCGCGGGUCGCCGGAAGCACCGCCGGCACCUGACGCGCCUCAUCGCCGUCGCGUCCGACAAGAAGGGGCUGAAGAAGGCCAAGUCCGCUCGAGUCUCGCCGGUGAGCCGCCGGAAACAGAGUUUUUCGAACGGCGAACGAUCCAACUCGUUCGUCGGCACGGAGGAGUACGUGUCGCCUGAGGUCGUGCGCGGCGACGGCCAUGAGUUCGCCGUCGACUGGUGGGCCCUGGGAAUACUUUCGUACGAGAUGCUCUACGGAAAGACGCCGUUUCGGGGCAAGAACAGGAAGGAAACGUUUCGCAACGUCCUGAUGAAACCUCCGGAGUUCAUCGGGAAACCGACGGCUCUCACCGACUUGAUCGGACGGCUCCUGGAGAAAGACCCCACAAGGCGGUUAGGGUACUACGGCGGCGCAUCGGAGAUCAAAGAGCACGAGUUCUUCCGAGGGCUCAAAUGGGAUCUGCUGACGGAGGUUGUCCGGCCACCGUUUCUGCCGUCAAAAGAGGAGGAAUGCGUAACGGGAAAGUUAACGGCCGGCGGCCUCGAUAUAAGGGAAUACUUCCAAAAGUUGAGAGCACCUCCGUCGUUGCCACCGUCGCCGUUACGGUCGCCGUCGUUUGAUCAACUUCGAAACGUUUCGUACACGGAGUUUUGAUACACGUGUAAUAGUUUGUAAUUUUUUACUCACUAUUUCAGUGUACAUAAAAUAACGGAAGAAGGUGAAAAACGGCAUUAGUCAAAAAUAGAUGUAUUAUUAAAAAAAAAAAUUAGUAUAUAUACUCGUAGGUUCGUAUACGAUUACGCAUUUGGUCGUCGUAUAAACAGGCUAUUUAUUCGGGGAAUUUUUAAGUUCUUAUUCCUUGCAUGA
Messenger RNA from Malania oleifera, 1507 nucleotides. Its product is annotated as serine/threonine-protein kinase UCNL. Gene Ontology annotation, molecular function: protein serine/threonine kinase activity; ATP binding. Gene Ontology annotation, biological process: protein phosphorylation. Gene Ontology annotation, cellular component: plasma membrane; nucleus; cytoplasm. The transcript has a single exon. Lineage: Eukaryota; Viridiplantae; Streptophyta; Magnoliopsida; Santalales; Ximeniaceae. The coding region runs from base 71 to 1294 and encodes 407 amino acids. The record is from RefSeq and is a predicted model, not a curated record.